This is a messenger RNA of Linum trigynum, 2748 nucleotides long. The record is from the annotation of a GenBank genome assembly. NCBI's taxonomy places the organism in Eukaryota, Viridiplantae, Streptophyta, Magnoliopsida, Malpighiales, Linaceae.
AUUACAAACUUAACCAACAAAGCCUCCGACUUUGAAGAAAAUCUGCUAAAUGGCCAUCAGAGCAGCAGCUACUUCCGCACCGACCGCUCGCAGUAGCUCUGCCCUCUCGCUGCCGCCUCCCAUUUCGUCUUCCUCCUCCUACUCUUCCGCUCAGCUGAGCUUCGGGCGCGCCAAAUCCACAACUCGACCCCGCACCACUGUGGGGUGCGCUAUCUCCUGCACCAUGACCAGAGAGGCGGCGGCUGUUACCUCGACGGAGAAGGAUGAUUCCGACCCGGCUCUGUGGAGUCGACCCGACUCGUUCGGCCGGUUCGGCAAGUUCGGCGGCAAGUACGUCCCCGAGACUCUCAUGUAUGCUCUCACUGAGCUCGAAUCCGCCUUCAAUUCCGUCAAGAACGACCCUGAUUUUCAGGCAAAACUGGGCGGUAUUUUGAAAGACUAUGUCGGAAGGGAGACUCCUCUUUACUUCGCUGAACGGCUCACCGAUCAUUAUAGGCGUCCGAAUGGUGAAGGGCCACACAUUUACCUGAAGAGGGAGGAUCUGAACCACACUGGCGCUCACAAGAUCAACAAUGCCAUUGGCCAAGUUCUGCUGGCGAAGAGGUUGGGCAAGAAGCGGAUCAUUGCAGAGACUGGAGCUGGUCAGCACGGGGUUGCCACUGCUACUGUCUGUGCAAGGUUUGGGUUGGAAUGUAUCAUCUAUAUGGGCGCGCAGGAUAUGGAGAGACAAUCCCUUAAUGUGUUUAGGAUGCGGCUUCUGGGAGCUGAGGUGAGAGGGGUUCAUUCUGGGACGGCCACUCUUAAAGAUGCUACAUCAGAAGCUAUAAGGGAUUGGGUGACCAACGUGGAGUCGACUCAUUAUAUUCUAGGUUCUGUUGCUGGUCCGCAUCCAUAUCCAAUGAUGGUGAGGGAGUUCCACAAGGUAAUUGGUGAGGAAACUAGAAGGCAAGCAAUGGAAAAAUGGGGUGGGAAGCCAGACAUCCUUGUCGCGUGCGUUGGUGGUGGUUCGAAUGCGAUGGGAUUGUUUGAGGAUUUUGUCAAGGACAAAGAUGUUAGGUUGAUUGGCGUGGAGGCUGCAGGUUUAGGUCUGGAUAGCGGUAAGCAUGCUGCAACUCUGACUAAAGGAGAAGUUGGUGUGUUGCAUGGAGCUAUGAGCUAUUUGUUACAAGAUGAUGAUGGGCAAAUCAUUGAGCCUCACUCCAUUAGUGCUGGGUUGGAUUACCCUGGAGUUGGACCCGAGCAUAGCUUUCUGAAAGAGAAAGGCCGUGCUGAAUACUAUUGUGUCACUGAUGAGGAGGCACUAGAAGCAUUUAAGAGAGUAUCAAGACUAGAAGGCAUAAUCCCGGCUCUGGAGACAUCUCAUGCUUUGGCUUACCUUGAGAAGCUUUGCCCAACCCUCCCUGAUAAAACUAAGGUCGUACUGAACUGCAGCGGCAGAGGGGACAAGGAUGUUCAGACUGCCAUCAAGUACUUGAAAGUCUGAACAGUAAGCUUAGAUGAACUGCCUCUGCAGAUUUUCCCUCUCUUUCCACAAACGGGAACAAUAACAAAAUACUAAUAGGUGGUGAGUUCCAACUUGGUGGUGUAAGCUGAAGGCUCUUCUGACAAACUCUGGUACCAGAAAGUCAUUUUGUCAAUUAGUCUAUCUAUGUAUGAUCUCAGUCGAGCUAAUAAUAACAAGUAUGCUUGUUGCAAUCGUUUUCUUUUUCUUUCUUGAAACAUUAGCCUUAGAAGCUUCGUUGAAGAAUCAUGGAAUGUGCUCAAGAUUGCAUGCAUCUCUUACACUGGAAAGCAAAUAUAGUACGAGCAAAUUUCCAACCAGUGGACAGAAACAGGAUCAUCCUAAUUACUAUCCCACGUCAACCACAAGAAGAUAUAAGGUUUAGAGUAAAUGAAGUGGAGAGGUAGAUCCCAAUAAAUUGGAAGACUCUGGAGUCUCAAAUUGCCUCUUUUAUGGGCUGGCUGGGCGAGGAGGGUUUGGAUCUGCGAAGGCUUAGGUUUGUUAGGACAACGCAAUUGUAAAGUCAAGACCAUAGUCCAUAGAGAGUUCAAAAGUAAGUCCACAGAACAAGAAACGCUGUGGGGAGGGUUUUCUUCCCUCUCUUAGUUUUAUUCCGCCAAAACAACGUAAAAUGGCAAGUACAAUGUCACUCAGCUCAGCCUAUUUCAAUCUCGUUUCAGCAAAGCUUGUUGCUACUGCGGCUACUAAUGAAACAACAUUAUUAUCAUCAGUCCUACUGUCAUGUCUUUCUCGCUCUCUUUAACUAUUUGACCUUAUUAUCUACAAAAAGGCCGAAAAAGAAAAUCUAUAGCAAAAAACCAAACACUAGUCCUCAUAUUGUUGGCAUUUUACCCACCAUCCUCUUUUAACAAUUUCUCCUUUUACUUCACCAUCCACAUUCUACCUUUGCUUAACAAAACUAACAUGAAUUGUUUUCAAACAUUUCUUCUACCUUCCUACCAAAAAAAAAAAAAAAACAUUUCUUCUUAUUCUUCCCCAAUGUUGGAUCACUGCUUAGCCUGCAUUCAAACACCAAACAAAACUUCCCAUCAGCCGAGCAUCAGAGCUUUAAGGGCUGUUUCAGCAAACAAAAAGCAUACUCCAACCUAAUGGUUGGCUUAGAAGAAAUAUAAAAUAAGAGCAUAUUCUCCACAUGAUGCUUGGCUUUUUGUUUGUACCAAGUCAAUCUUUUGACUUUGGAUAAUCACAAAGAAAGCAUAUUUUAAGAACAAAGUUCUCGAGGGAGG